UUGUGGAUAUUGACCUUCAGAGACCCGCCAAGGAAAAAAAUUGUGGAAUAGGAUGCCAAGGGAUUAUGACAAACGCCCUCGAUCAAGAUCUCAUGACCGAUACAGGGAUCGUAAUGAUAAUUGUGAGCGUUCUCGUAAACACCGAGAAGACUACCAUCGAAGAGAUCGCGACCACGGAUACGAUUGUGAUGAAAGAGAUGUAGAAAGAAGCCGAUACCGACAUGAAAAAGAAAAACGCAGAGACCGUGAUAGUCGACGAAGACAUGAACAAAAUCAUAACGACGAAAGAUGGAAGCGUCGUACACGCUCUAGGAGCCCCAUGCCUACAGCUGAAACAGAAACCGUGGAGUAUGAAGAGGCAGAACCAACUGAACCUGUAACCGAAGAGGAGGCAGAAAUGAUGCGCACUAUGGGUUUCUGCAAUUUCGGCACAACAAAAGGAAAGCAUGUUAUUGGUAACAGUGUUUAUGUGGCAAACAUAGCAAAACAGCGAAAGUAUCGUCAGUACAUGAAUCGUCGUGGAGGUUUCAAUCGUCCGCUCGAUCCAGUUGCUUAAACAUUAUGAUAUUUGUAUAUAUUCUCUUAAAACCUGUCAAAACGCACUCAACAUAACGAGAUGUAUUGAUAGGAAGUAUAACUCGUACAUUUACUAAAAUUGUAAUGUUUAUUUCACAAAGUAAGAAGGGCCA
Schistosoma mattheei is the source of this 689-nucleotide messenger RNA. The record is from the annotation of a GenBank genome assembly. NCBI's taxonomy places the organism in Eukaryota, Metazoa, Platyhelminthes, Trematoda, Strigeidida, Schistosomatidae.